Molecule: messenger RNA, 1724 nt
Organism: Ixodes scapularis (black-legged tick)
Lineage: Eukaryota; Metazoa; Arthropoda; Arachnida; Ixodida; Ixodidae
Product: cyclin-dependent kinase 2-like
Exons: 1
Coding region: 240-1151 (303 amino acids)
Biological process (GO): G1/S transition of mitotic cell cycle; regulation of G2/M transition of mitotic cell cycle; signal transduction
Cellular component (GO): nucleus; cyclin-dependent protein kinase holoenzyme complex; cytoplasm
Molecular function (GO): cyclin binding; ATP binding; cyclin-dependent protein serine/threonine kinase activity
Source: RefSeq, a predicted model, not a curated record
UCUCUUCGUUUAUAAUUUCUGUUUACGAGGAACAGUGUUCUUCGGGACUGCUUUAUAAUGCAAUUCAGUCAAAGUUGUGAAAAUAAACUAUUUUCUUAGUGCCGCGCUUCGUACGGCCGUUUCGGUUUCGGGCGAUCACGUGACCAGUGACUGUCUUUCCGUCGUUCUGGGCAGAAGCACAUCUCCAGCUGGCCACCCUGACGCUGGUUUCGCGCGAAAAUUGCGGUGCAUCGCCCUCGAUGGCCGGCAUGUUAACCGAGAAAUUCCACAAGCUGGAAAAAAUCGGCGAAGGCACGUACGGCGUCGUGUACAAGGCCAAAGAGAAGGGGAGCGGGCGCCCCAUCGCGCUCAAGAAGUUCCGGCUCGAGAGCGAGUCCGAAGGGGUGCCGAGCACAGCUAUCCGGGAGAUUGCCCUGCUCAAGGAGCUCCAGCACCCGAAUGUUGUGCGGCUUCUGGACGUUGUGCCGUGCGAGAAGAAGCUCUACUUGGUCUUCGAGUACAUGACCGAUGACCUCAAGAAGCACAUGGACAAGGCGGCCCACGGCAAGGCCCUCCUGGGGCCCAAACUGGUCAAGAGCUACUUAUGGCAGCUGCUGCAGGGCAUCGCGUACUGCCACGCUCACCGCAUCCUGCACCGGGACCUGAAGCCGCAGAACCUGCUCAUUGACCCGAAUGGGAACAUAAAGCUGGCCGACUUCGGGCUGGCCAGGGCGUUCGGACUCCCGCUGCGCACGUACACACACGAAGUGGUCACGCUCUGGUACAGGGCCCCCGAAAUUCUGCUGGGCGCCAAGUUCUACUCCACGCCCGUGGACGUCUGGAGCAUCGGCUGCAUCUUCGCCGAGAUGCACACUCUCAAGGCGCUCUUUCCGGGCGACUCGGAGAUCGACCAGCUGUUCCGCAUCUUUCGGACCCUGGGCACGCCCGACGAGGACUCCUGGCCUGGGGUCACCCAGCUGCCGGACUACAAGCCCAGCUUCCCGCGCUGGGAGCCCCAGAGCCUGACCAAGCUGGUCCCGGGGCUGGACCCCGACGGCGAAGACCUCAUCCUGAAGCUGCUCAUCGCCGACCCUGAGGCUCGGAUACCGGCCAUCCAGGCGCUCAAGCACAGAUACUUCAGAGACGUGUCCAUGCAGAGACCUGCCCAGUGAACGAGCCCAUCUUGCCAAUUUACUAAGUUAUCGUGGACAAGACAACCUAUUCCCCAUGCACAGCCAAAGUGCCUCCUGCAACAGAUAUCCGAAUAGUACAAAGCUGCAACGGCUCGUGUCUCCUGGCAUCCGCCGUUGUGGACGAGCUCUUCCAAGCUAUUUGGUUUAUGUUUAUGUGCGCGAUGCGCUCGAACCGAUUCCCGCGACGACAGCGGGGAACUCGCUCUUUUUUGUCAGCCGUUUGUUGAACACGCGCUGCGCGAGCUCUGACAGAUCCAGUGACAGCCUUUUCGCGGUAAGUUAUUUUUUGAGUAAUUGCCACCCGGUCGUGUCGCCAGCAGCCCAUCUGUAGCAAUCUGUAGUCCUCGUUCAUUCUCCUUACUCGCGGCGGACGGCAGCUCCGAAGGGGCUACAGUUGGCUCCAACGACGUUGAGAGUUUCAUCCGGGGCGGCUGCUCAUUGUCCACAGUGCCGACAUCGGGAGCUGAGGCGGUUACCGAACCCUGUCGCCGCUGCUUCUGCUUCUGCUUCUGCAGUCUCCAAUUAAAGUUGUCAGUCGAGUUUGGAAAUUUU